AUGUUGCUACUAGUUCUCUGCUUUUUGAUGAGCGCUCUUGCUGCGCAAUGCAAGGGGCGCCAGCACUCCAAUUGCGCAACCGACCAAUGCAGAGCAGGCCACGUACCGAUCGACGUGUGCGCUGAUAGCUCUGCUGUCUACGGCGCAGGGUCUGAGUGCACGGAUCCGAACUGCAAACGGUGCGACCAAAAUCCUGCGGAGUGCGAGGAGUGCAACUCUGGCUUCGACCUUGAUGGUAGCACGAAGCAGUGCAUAUCUUCUAAUACCAAUAAGAGCAGCGGCCUUUCCACAGGGGCCAUAGCUGGCAUCGCCGUGGCUGCUGUAAUCAUUGUUGGUGGUCUCGUUGGCUUCCUCUGCUGGUGGUUCCUCUGCCGAGGCAAGGCGUAG
Molecule: messenger RNA, 387 nt
Organism: Giardia duodenalis
Lineage: Eukaryota; Fornicata; Diplomonadida; Hexamitidae
Product: Variant-specific surface protein VSP4A1
Exons: 1
Coding region: 1-387 (128 amino acids)
Source: RefSeq, a predicted model, not a curated record